AGGGGCGGGUUCGAGCAGCAUCCUCGCCGUCAGUGGUACUGGGUGAUGUUAGGGCGGCCUCGGAGUUGGAGAAUCCGUUCUGGACCUCGUCUCUUCAGGGAUUACUCUGAACGAGUUUGCUAUAAACAGCCCAGCUUACAUAAGAGCGGAUAAGUCACUUUGUUCAGCCCCAGGAAGCCUGGCUUUGUUUGCAGAACUGGAGACCUAGUCUCUUGUCAGUGCGGGUUUUGCGCAGGAGAACUCAGAGAAGGUGCAUUUAGGUGCUCAUCAUGUCAGUGGUUGGCAUCGAUGUGGGUUUCCAGAACUGUUACAUCGCUGUGGCCAGGAGCGGCGGCAUUGAAACGGUGGCCAAUGAAUACAGUGACAGAUGCACACCGGCUUGUGUGUCUUUGGCCUCCAAAAACCGGAUGAUUGGAAAUGCAGCCAAGAGUCAGAUUAUAACAAACUUCAGAAAUACUGUACAUGGCUUCAAAAAGUUUCAUGGCCGAGCAUUUGAUGACCCGUUCGUCCAAUCAGAGAAAAGCAAACUGCCUUACAACCUACACAAGCUGGCCAAUGGAAGCACCGGAAUUAAGGUGCGGUAUUUGGAUCAGGAGAAGGUUUUCACCGUGGAGCAGAUCAGCGGAAUGCUGCUCAACAAACUGAAGGAGACGUCAGAGAGCGCGCUGAAGAAGCCGGUGGUGGACUGCGUGGUCUCUGUCCCGAGCUUUUUCACAGACGCUGAGAGACGGUCAGUCCUCGAUGCGACUCAGAUUGCAGGGCUGAACUGUCUGCGGCUGAUCAACGACACCACAGCAGUGGCGUUGGCUUAUGGCAUCUAUAAACAAGACCUCCCAGCUCCUGAAGAGAAGCCCAGAAAUGUGGUGUUUGUGGACAUGGGACAUUCAUCAUUCCAAGUGUCCAUCACUGCUUUCAACAAGGGGAAACUCAAGGUCCUUGCCGCAGCGUUCGACCCGUACCUCGGAGGGCGUAACUUUGAUGAAGCCUUGGUGGAUUAUUUCUGCGAGCAGUUUAAGACAAAGUACAAGCUGAAUGUGAGGGACAACCCGAGGGCUUUGCUGCGGCUGCACCAAGAGUGCGAAAAGAUGAAAAAGCUUAUGAGUGCCAACUCUUCUGACCUGCCUCUCAACAUAGAGUGUUUCAUGAAUGACAUCGAUGUUUCCAGCAGGAUGAACAGGACCCAGUUUGAGGAAAUGUGCGCUCAGUAUCUGAUGAGAGUGGAGAUGCCGCUGAAGACAGCCUUUGAACAAUCAAAGUUGAGUCGGGACGACAUCUAUGCAGUGGAGAUUGUCGGAGGAGCCACGAGAAUCCCGUCAAUCAAAGAGAGAAUCACCCGAUUUUUCUGCAAAGACGUCAGCACCACCCUCAACGCUGACGAAGCUGUAGCCAGAGGCUGUGCACUUCAGUGCGCAAUUUUGUCUCCAGCAUUUAAGGUUCGGGAAUUCUGCAUCACAGAUGUGGUUCCUUUUCCGAUCACUCUCCGGUGGAAAUCCCCCACAGAGGAUGGACUAGGAGAGUGCGAGGUUUUCAGUAAGAACCAUGCUGCUCCUUUCUCCAAAGUGAUCACGUUCCACAAGAAGGAACCUUUUGAUCUGGAAGCGUUCUACAGUAGUUCUCAGGAGCUUCCCUACCCAGACCACAGGAUAGGCUGCUUUUCUGUGCGGAACGUGGUUCCUCAGCCGGACGGAGACAGUUCUAAGGUGAAGGUCAAAGUGCGCAUCAACAUUCACGGCAUUCUCAGCGUGUCCAGCGCGUCGCUGAUAGAGAAGCUGAAAGGUGAAGCAGAGGACAUGCAGAUUGAAUCGGAGCCACCGGUACAGAAUGAAGGCAGAGCAGAGGAGCAGAGCAAAAUGCAGGUGGAGCAAGAGGGUCAGAGCCAGGGUGACCAGCCGAAUGAGGACAGCAACUCCAACAGUAAGGAAGGGGCAGCUGGAGAAAAGCAGGAUGCAACAGCUGAGGGCAGCAAGCCAAAAGUCAAGGUGAAGAGUAUUGAUCUUCCCAUUGUGGCCAACAGCAUUCGGCAGCUGGACGAAGAUGUUCUUACUAACUUUGUGGAGUAUGAGCGUCAGAUGAUUUGCCAGGACAAACUGGUGAAAGAGCUGAACGAUGCUAAAAAUGCAGUAGAAGAGUACGUGUACGAUCUGCGGGAAAAGCUCUGUGGGAUGUUUCAAAAGUACAUCACCGAGGAGGACAGUAACCGGCUGACGCUGAUGCUGGAAGACACCGAGAACUGGCUGUAUGAGGAAGGAGAGGACCAACCAAAACACAUCUAUGAGGAGAAGCUGGGUGCUCUCAAGAGGUUUGGUGAGCCCAUACAAGAGCGGCACAGAGAGAGUGAAGAAAGGCCGAGAGCUUUUGAAGAACUUGGGAAGAAACUGCAGCUCUACAUGAAGUUUGUAGAUUGCUACAAGCAGAAGGACGAACGUUUCUCACAUUUAAGUCCAGAGGACGUGAGCGCUGUGGAGAAGUGUGUGAAUGAAAGCAUGGAUUGGAUGAACAACAAAAUAAAUGCACAAAGCAAAGCAGCAAUAACUCAAGACCCAGUGGUUAAAGUAGCAGAAAUCAUUGCAAAACUCCAGGAACUGGACGACAUUUGUGGUUCGGUUACCAACAGGCCAAAGCCGGUUGUGGAGGAGGCUGCUGAUGUUAGCGAUCAAAACAGCGGGGCCCACAACGGCCCCACAGCCAGGCAGGAAGCAGACGACAAGGGAAACCAGCACCCAAAGCCUGGAGCUAAACAGAUGGAAGUGGACUGAGGACCGAACUCUGACAAUCAUCACCUCGUUUUCCAUCAUGCUCCUCCUACGAAGUAGAAAAAUAAAAGUUGGGCUCAUGUCUCAGUCGUCACCAGCCUCCUCAGUGGAUUGUUUUCGUGUCCUCACCCAGUGGACCUUAAGCCUUCAAACCGUUCAUUCCCAUGUGUGACAGUGCUGUGCUUGUCUCUCUCUCCUCUUCCACAUGCAAACAAAAGAGUUCUGUAACUGGUUAAAUUCAGAUUGUAUCAGAAAGAUCCAUCCAGUAUCACCAGUAAUCCCAAAGACCAGUGAGAAUAAUAAGUACUGUCCAAACAACUGUUAAUGCAGAACAAUUAGUUCACAUGCGAAAAUACAAAUCCUGAAUACUCAUCUGUUUCUAAUGGGUUAAGGUGAUGCUUCUGUCUAGGAACUGUAAAUAUGAUUUUAGUAAAUAAAAUCAGACUGAAUAAA
Girardinichthys multiradiatus is the source of this 3206-nucleotide messenger RNA. It is a transcript of the gene hspa4l, whose product is annotated as heat shock protein 4 like. The transcript has 19 exons. Bases 270 to 2756 code for a protein of 828 amino acids. Gene Ontology annotation, cellular component: cytosol; nucleus. Gene Ontology annotation, biological process: protein folding. Gene Ontology annotation, molecular function: ATP binding; ATP-dependent protein folding chaperone. NCBI's taxonomy places the organism in Eukaryota, Metazoa, Chordata, Actinopteri, Cyprinodontiformes, Goodeidae. The record is from RefSeq and is a predicted model, not a curated record.